GUUUGCACUGCAACCGCCGCAACUGAUGCGGCGCUGUUGUUCUAACGUUAAAAAUGGCGGCGUCCACGUACUUGGAGCUUUUGAGAAAGCGCGGACACAAGCUGCAGGACGAGUUCGUGAACGUCUGCCAGGAUAAGGGCAAAAAAGAUGAUGACGGCGACGACUUCAGACAUACCAAACUGCUGGACGCUAUUGGGUCUUUGGGUGGGAAAAAGAAGGUUACCCCAAGAACCGAGCCCAGUCUUAAUGUGUCUGAGUAUGACCUCUCGCAAGCGGAGAAAGAGAAAGUGGCAGUGCAUCAGCUGCUCAUGAACCUGAAGCAGACGGAAAAGCACAGACAACUCAGAAGACAAGUGAGGGCCAUCAGCAGGAAUGCAAAGGUGCUGCCGACACCACUGCCCAAGCCUCAGCAGCACAGGGUGGAACGUCAAGUGGCCUACAACAAAGUGGAAGGGGAGGUCUCCCGCUGGGAUCCGGUCGUGAAGAAGAACCGUCUGGCUGAACAAAUCUGCUUCCCUCUCCAGCAGCCUGACAUGAGAAUGGUGCCGGCGGAACAGUUUGUAAAAAAGUUCCAGCCCAAGACUUCACUUGAAGCGGAAAUUAACAAGCUGUUGGCCAGCAGCGAAAAUGUGCUUCACGAUGACAAAGAGCUGACUCCUGCUGAGGAGAAAGCACUUCAAGCAAUGAGCCUGGAUGAGGCUAGAGAGAGACGCCAGGAACUGAUGAAGAUGAGGGCCCUCCUGUCCUACCAGGAAAUGAAAGCAAGGAGGCAGAACAAGAUAAAGAGCAAAAAGUACCAUCGAAUCAUGAAGAAAGAACGCCUCAAGAAGCAAAUGAAAGAGUUUGAAGAACUGAAAGAGAGCAACCCAGAGCUGGCCAUUGAAAAGCUCAGGGAACUUGAGAAGCAGCGUGUGCUGGAAAGAGUGUCUCUGAGGCACAAGAGCACGGGAAAAUGGGCCAAACAGCAAAUGCUGCGAAGCAAGUACAACCAAGAGAGUCGUGAAGCUCUGCUGAAGCAGCUGGAGAUGAGCCGGCAAUUGACCCACAAGGCCGCCGCGGAGGAAUCUUCCGAGAGCGACGGCGAUCCAAGUGCUGCGGGCGAAGCGGUAGUGAAGAACGGAGGGGAGCUUGAGGCACGCUUCUUCAGCUCUUCCAACCCCUGGCUGAAGAACCCUGCCCUCGGCAUAGCUAACAAGACUGAUGUCGACGACGAGCCUGCACUUGACUCUGAAAGCGAGAAUGGUGGAGACGAAAGCAUCGUCGAAGGCGUCUGCUCUAAUGGCGGAGAACCGACUUUGCCCCUUUUAGAACGGAAGAGCGAGGAAACCAAUGCUGCCGUAUCGGGUGCCGAUAUCGAUCAAGGCACAAGCGACUUUAUGGUUCCCGAAAAAGCGAAGAACUCUAGUAACGGAGCCGUCACGGGUUCAUCGGGGGCAUCAAAAGAGGAGUCAUUUUCAGAUCCAAACAAGGAAAGUCAUUCUCGGGAUAAGUCGAGCUUGCCUGGUACAAGCCGAGCCGCUGACAAAGUGGAACGUCGAAAGAAAAAGAAGGUUUCCGAUCGUGCGGCCGACAUCGAGGAGUUGUUCGACACGUUCAGCCGCAGGAAGCAGAAGAAAAAAGAAAGCCUCCUCAAGAAGCGAGGGUUCGAGGUUGAGUCGAGCACCGAACGAAAAACGGCCAAGGACCUGACGUCGUGCGAAGAUUCUGUUGCGGCCGAAGGCCCUUCGGAACAGUUGGACGAGGGUUUGGAGCGCAGGCAGACUCUCGCAGAUCUCGAAGCCUUUGAAAAGGAAAACACCCCGAAGCAAAAGAAGACGAGAGUCGCGCGAGACGAGCCGUCGAAGAAAACUCCAGUCGUGUCAGACAAGGUGGAAGUGGACCCGACCAAGUUCCUGCAAGUGAAGCAGACUUCGCUCAAGUCGCAGGUUCCAGACCUGCAGGGUGCGGCGGACGAAGCGCUGGACGACGAGGAAGGGGAGGAGGAGCAGGCGGUCACCAUUGCUGAGGCGUUUGCAGAUGACGACGUCAUCAGUGCAUUCCGGGAGGAAAAGAAGGCUCAGGUGAAGCAAGAUGCACCAGAGGUGAUUGACAACUACCUGCCGGGCUGGGGGUCCUGGGGUGGCACCGGCAUUAAAGUCAACAAGAAGAAGCGACGGAGGUUCUUGGUGAAGCCCCCACCGGCACCUCCGAGGAAAGACCGGACACUCGGGAAUGUGAUUAUUAACGAGAAGAACAAUGAGAAGUGUGCUAGCCACCAGGUGAAUUCGCUACCCUUUCCCUUCAACAAUGUUAGCCAGUUCGAAGCGGCGAUCAGCCACCCCGUGGGAAGCACGUGGAACCCUGAGACAGCCUUCAGGGACCUGACUGCCCCCAAGGUGGUGACCAAGCUGGGCCAGGUCAUCGACCCAAUCAACGCCGACUCCGUGGUGCUCAAGAAGAGGGCAGCCCAGAUGCCCGACAAGCUGCCCGAGAAGAAGCAGAAGCAGACAAAAAGAAAAAGAAAGUAGGCCCUUGUCUCCCUUUGCACUGGUUGUAAGUAAAGUAUGUUACUGGAUU
This is a messenger RNA of Ixodes scapularis (black-legged tick), 2556 nucleotides long. Its product is annotated as U3 small nucleolar RNA-associated protein 14 homolog A. The coding region runs from base 54 to 2507 and encodes 817 amino acids. Gene Ontology annotation, cellular component: small-subunit processome; nucleolus. The transcript has 15 exons. Lineage: Eukaryota; Metazoa; Arthropoda; Arachnida; Ixodida; Ixodidae. Gene Ontology annotation, biological process: rRNA processing. The record is from RefSeq and is a predicted model, not a curated record.